GGUGGAUCGAUUGACUGACAGCUCUGAGAGGCGGCGCCCACCCGGCGCCGGGGAAAGCGGCAGCCUCGGCAUCUCCGACAGGGCCGCUGCACCAUCAGCCACGGCGGCAAGGAUGAUCUCCCCGCGGAAUCGAGGCGGGGAGGUGGCCCGAUUCUACACGGUCACCGAGCCCAAGCGCCACCCUCGGGGAUACACGGUAUAUAAGGUCACUGCGAGGAUUGUUUCACGAAAAAAUCCAGAAGAUGUCCAAGAGAUAGUCGUUUGGAAGAGAUACAGUGACUUUAAGAAAUUGCACAAAGAACUCUGGCAGAUUCAUAAGCACUUAUUCAGGCAUACAGAAUUGUUUCCUCCUUUUGCUAAAGCAAUAGUAUUUGGGCGAUUUGAAGAAGGUGUGAUUGAAGAGAGAAGACAGUGCGCAGAAGAUUUGCUUCAGUUUUCUGCCAACAUCCCCAUGCUCUACACUAGCAAGCAGCUUGAAGAUUUCUUUAAGGAUGGAGAGGUGCAUGAUGGAUCUGAAUUGAUUGGUCCUGCAGAACCUCUGGUGGACUCUCUGACAGACAGCUUAUCUACCUGCAGUUCUGAAGCUCGGAAAGAUGUCCUUGAUGAAGUGACACUUAGCCAGUCAGAAUAUGGAGGUUUAUCCAGUGACAGUGACUUGAUUUCCUUGACCAUUGAUGCAGAUUCUCUUGUUGAGUUAGAUGAUGGAAUGGCAUCUAACCAGGAUUCCCCCAGCACAUCACUUGGUCUCAGCUUUGCUGCUGAACCUCCAGUAUUGGCAUCUGCCAUUUCAGAUCAUGAAUGGAGCAAAUCUGAAAGUGAGAGGGAGAGCCGGGGUUUAUUCACUGGGAGCUUGAAGGCCAAGCUUGGCAGAAGAGAUUACUUGGACAAAGCUGGAGAACUGAUAAAACUGGCCUUGAAGAAGGAGGAAGAGGAAGAUUAUGAAGCUGCAUUUGGCUUUUAUAGAAAAGGAGUCGAUCUGCUUUUAGAAGGAGUUCAAGGAGAAUCAAGUCCAACUCGUCGUGAAGCAGUGAAGAGGAAGACUUCAGAAUAUCUGAUGAGAGCAGAAAAAAUUUCCAGCAUUUACUGUAGAUCCUCAUCAGAAGAUGGCUCAAUACUUGGUCCUCCAGGAUCACUAAGUUCAAGGCCCUCUUGGAACCUAAGGAGCCCUGCCGAGGAACUGAAGGCCUUUCGAGUCCUUGGGGUGAUUGACAAGGUUUUGCUUGUAAUGGAUACUAGGACACAACAGACAUAUAUAUUGAAGGGUCUAAGAAAAAGUAGCGAAUGCAGCAGGAAGAGAAAGACCAUCAUCCCCCGCAGUGUGCCCAACAUGGUGGCUUUGCACAAGUACAUCAUCUCAGAGGAAUCAGUCUUCCUUGUGCUGCAUCAUGCAGAAGGAGGCAAACUUUGGUCCUACAUUAGUAAAUUCUUGAACAGGAGUCCUGAAGAAAGCUUUGAAGCCCCUAAAUCCAGAAAAUCCAGCUGUACCAAAAUACAUUUGCAUCAGGCAAGUCCUAGUCCUCAGGAUAUCAGCAGUAACCUUGGCUCCAGAAGAAAUAAUGAGGACAAUGAAUUAAAGGUUUUACCACUGCAGACCAGUCUCACUCCAAGUUCUCAAGAUGGUAGUAGUAACCAAGAAGAAGAUCAGGAAAGUUCUCCUAAGUGGAUUGACUCUGGGUCUAGUUCAGAAGAGGAAUGUACCACAAGUUAUCUAACAUUAUGCAAUGAAUAUAGUCAAGAAAAAAUUGACCCUGGAUCAUUAAAUGAGGAACCUGUCCUGAAACCAGAUGAUACGAAAGACCAAAGAGGCCUCCAAGCUCAAGGUGAAGUUGCCACUGGGAACUUGGAAUCUGCAUUCACAUGUCAGGAAAUAAAAGAGUUUGCUGACGAUGUGGAUCCAGAAACUGCCAAUCCUACUAUGAUAUCAGAAUCAUUAAAUAAAUCCAAGAACAGCCCCAUGGAAUUUUUCAGAAUUGAUAGUAAAGAUAGCACCAGUGAACUUCUGGGUCUUGAUUUUGGAGAUAAACUUCAUAACUUAAAAUCAGAAUCUUUCAAGCCAUUUUUUCCUACAUUAGAUCAAGAUGAGAGCCUUGAAAUCAUUGAAAACAAAUUAGGCUUUGCAUCUCAGGAUACUAUCAGCAGGGGCUCUAAUGACUCUGUGCCUGUGAUAUCAUUUAAGGAUGUAGCCUUUGAUGAGGUUGGUAGUAUUGAUGAAGGAAGACCUGACCUUUUGGUCAAUUUGCCAGGCAUUAUGGAGCAAAUGAAAGAAGCUCCGGUGGAUAGACCAACAAAACUGAUGGAACAGAAUGGAGACAUUUUGGAAAGCAAACUUUUGGAAACCCCCGAUGUCUUGCAGUUGAAUAACAGUGCAGAACAAAGCAGAGUGCUUGAACAAAAGGUAGAGCGUCUGAAGGAAGAAAAAUCACAAGGACUAUGCAAAGACAAUCAGGAAACAGCUAGGAUAUUCCAUACACCUGCUAGUGACUCAAUUGGUUUUGGGGACAGGAUGGCCUUUCAAGGACUCGGAGAAGCAUCGUCAUUAGAUAUUUUCAGCAUAAAGGAUAAUGUCAUAGUUGCCAGUGCACAAGUAGUUGUUACAGAAGACAGCUUAGAUGUGGACAGUGAAGCUGUGUUGCUGUUUUCUGAUCAUACUGAAGAAAACUGUAAAGAGGGAACAGCCCCCUCUUUGUCACACAAAGCAGAAAGCAAAGAGUUGGAUGUGAGGAGCAGAGGAGAGAAUGAAAUACAUCAUUUUUUUCAGGACUUGGAUGAGAGAUUAGCACUAACCUCCAGAUUUUACCUCCCUGAAGGCUGUGUUCAAAGAUGGGCAGCUGAAAUGGUGGUAGCCCUUGAUGCCUUGCAUCGAGAAGGAAUUGUGUGCCGUGAUUUGAACCCAAACAACAUCUUAUUGAAUGAUCGAGGACACAUUCAGCUAACGUAUUUUAGCAGGUGGAGUGAGGUUGAAGAUUCCUGUGACAACGAUGCCAUAGAGAGAAUGUACUGUGCCCCAGAAGUUGGUGUUGUUUUUGAAGAAACGGAGGCCUGCGACUGGUGGAGUUUGGGUGCCCUUCUCUUUGAACUCCUUACUGGAACGACUCUCUUGGAGUGCCACCCAGCAGGAAUAAAUACUCAUACCUGUUUAAACUUGCCAGAUCACAUUUCAGAAGAAGCCAGAUCACUCCUUCAACAGCUUUUGCAAUUCAAUUCUGUAGAACGUCUUGGCGCUGGAAUCGCUGGAGUUGACGACAUCAAAGCACACCCUUUUUUUGCCACCAUUGAUUGGACCGAAUUAGCUAAGUGAAAAACUGUACAAGUUGUCUAUGCUUAGGCUGCAGACUUCCAACAGACAAUACUCUUGGCUUGCUGCCAUUAUGAAGAUUUUAGAUGUUUCCAGACUAGGAUGAAUAAAUUGGAAAUUGGAAUCCAAACACCACAUGAAGUGCUAAAGCUUGAUUGGACAAAAGAAAGGUGUGGUUCAUACUGCUAGCGAUUGACUUCAGUUCUUCUUUUGUGUUGGAAUCAUGUGCAGAGCUAAUUGCAGGGCAUUACAAACGGUUGCCAUUGCAUGUCAUGUAUUUCCUCCCCCCCUCCCCCCCAUAUUUUAAAUCAUGGGAAUCUGGAUGGAAAAGAUUUGGCAACAUUUUUGGCAGUAGCCCUUUGACUGAAGUUACAUCUAGCUCUGGUGUUGGUGGGGAAUUAUGCAAAUAAGAAUGGACUCCUUGUAUUUUGUUUUAUUUUAAAUGAUGAUGAGUUGUGGAAUUUCUGUUGUACAUUCCAGUAUCUAUUGUCUAUGCCAGUUGAAUAGAGCUCCUUUUUUUAUACUUCGGUAGCCUUGGCACAGUUGAAUUUAAGUAGAUUGGAGAACAGGGAGAAAAAUAACUUAUCAAUAACAUAUGCUAAAUAAAAUAUUAUGGUGCUUCUGCAAAACUUGACAUUGAAUAUGUCUAAUUUGGAGAGGGGGGAUGGCAGGAGAAUGAAAGCUAGUAUCAUGCAAUGUAAUUCCAAAAUGGUUAAGUGUCAUCUCUUAAAAAAUGGAAAAAUGUAAUCUAGCUAUUGCUAUUUUGCGCUUGUUGGUUGCAAUGUAAUGUUUGUUUUAAAGCACUAAUUUUAACCUCAAGUUUUAAAUCACUACAAGUUCAAAAAUCUCUCAUCCAGAUAAUGAUUACUUUAGUAAUUUAAAUGGAUCAAGAAAAUAGAAUGCAGAAAAAUGUAUGGAUGUAUGGGUAUAUGGAUAUAUGGAAAACUACCAUUUAUUGUAUGGAAAAUCAUGCUUUCAUAUAACUCUAAUAUUUUUAUGGUAGGCAGUUUUUUUUUUUUUUUGCUUACAUAGAAAAUGUUCAAGUUUGCAGAAUUCCACUUACAUGUGCAUGUGUUUUUAUUUGCCCAUGUGAAUUCUGAAAAUGUUUUAGCUUCUCAAUUUCGUUACAAUUUUGUUUCUUUGUUUAGAAACAUUAUUUUAUGUGUUUUAUCAUUGUGAAUCCCUCCUAAGGAGGAGAGUCUUCAAACAACUGUUCUGAGAAAAUUUGGGAGUUUUAUAUUAAAGUGCUCUAUAUUUGGAGAGAAUAUUUGGAAAUCUUUCACAAGCACUGGUGCUUCACAAUUGGAAUUCCAUUGUAUAUGCCAUGAACAGGCCCAACUGAAAAGGGAUGGAUGAGAUGUCUACAUUGCUUGUGCUUUUAAUGAAUAUUGUUUUCUUAAUAUAUUUGCCAAGAAGCUGUGUCAGAAGACUGCUGACUUCUGAUACAAUUGGAAUAAUGGUGAUUUGGCUGUUGGUUCCUAAUCUGUUGAUAAUUUUGUCAAAUGGAAACAUAAACUCCAAAAAUUGAGAAUAAGACAACCUAAAGUUAAUAUGUACUUAAAAUAAAGGCUCGCUCUUUUAAAAGGUCAUUGUGUUAGUACAUGUAAAAAUCUUCUGUAAUAACUACUUUAAAAUGACUCAUUAAGAUAUUAUGCUCUAAACGCAUAUAUUAAAAUACCAUACAAACA
Molecule: messenger RNA, 4983 nt
Organism: Pantherophis guttatus
Lineage: Eukaryota; Metazoa; Chordata; Lepidosauria; Squamata; Colubridae
Gene: RPS6KC1
Product: ribosomal protein S6 kinase C1
Biological process (GO): protein phosphorylation
Cellular component (GO): early endosome
Molecular function (GO): phosphatidylinositol binding; protein kinase activity; ATP binding
Source: RefSeq, a predicted model, not a curated record